Cercopithifilaria johnstoni is the source of this 846-nucleotide messenger RNA. NCBI's taxonomy places the organism in Eukaryota, Metazoa, Nematoda, Chromadorea, Rhabditida, Onchocercidae. The record is from the annotation of a GenBank genome assembly.
AUGAUUUAUUUAGAUGAUAAAAUAGCUCAGCUGAAUCAGCAGAUCAUGUUAGAAAUGAAGAAAUUACGACAAUUACAAAUAGAAUUGAUGAUACAAUCUGAAAGAGGAUAUUUGUUAACCUUUGCUAUUGUUGCAAUUACUAUUAAAAGUAUCAUCAUUGUUGGGAUGAUAUUUGCUCUACAAGCAUGUUCCAUUCAAUCUGAUGAUUACGACAUUGAAAAUUCAAAGCAAAUGUUUUAUAAGCAUUGGAUUAGUGAAACGAUACGCAAGGAAGAAAUUAGCGGAAUUCCAACGAUUGAUUUUACAUAUUGCGAAGAAAAUCAUAAUAAGCCUGCUGUGUCACCGGAAACUAAUGAAAAUAAUGGAGACAAAAUAUCAGGCAACAAUUUAAUUAAAUUACCUAUUUGGUUAGGUUAUGUACAUCUCUCUUCAAGUUUAAUUGUGACCGCAGGUACCCUGUAUGCUACCAUUUGGUGGUACUUCAUCUUGCAACCAAUACCAUCUGUGUUGCUCGAUUUUUGCACCUAUGAUUUAAAAUUGUGUCAGCGACGAUGUAAUAAAUCCCCUAAUGAAGAAUAUCCUCUUAUUGUAAGCAAUGAUUUGAAGUUAGUAGCGGAAGAAGUGGAAAAAAGUUUUGACAGUUAUUUAUCAAUUUUGGAUGACAAGCCUCAAAAACUAAAAUGGGCCUUGCUACCCGUUUGCUUUUCCUACAUUCUAUUGCUAGCUAUUGCUCUCAUUUCAUUUUUAAAUUCAUUCUUUCGACAAAUAUUUUGGACAAAAAAUCGUGGUAUCUUAUAUAUUUCGCUUUUACUUUUCGACUUUAUACAAUUUUAUCUUUCUCAAUGA